AUGCGCGAGAUGGAGCCGCCUCUCCUGCGACCCGACAUGCCGCGCUGCCACGCCAAGGACCUCCGAGUACCCCAGACUUUCAGAGAGGCGAAGCAGAGCGAACACAGCGUGCAGUUCAUGGAUGCGGCCAAGCGUGAGCGAAUAGACAACUGCAUCAAGUCAAAGCUUCUUUUUGAUUGGAAGGUAGAUGCGUUCGGCUUUCCUACAAAGGCCAAGGCUAGACUUGUUGCGAGAGGAGACAUGCAGAAGGAGUACAUUGACUUUGGCGAUUUGUAUGCACCUACUGUAGCUUCGUCGAGUGUUCGUAUGUUGGCAGCUCUGGCGUGUGAGCUUGACUUGGAGUUGUGUCACUUCGAUAUCGAUCAGGCCUUUGUGAGGGCCCCUCUCAAUGAAAAUAUUUUCAUGCGAAUGCCGGAAGGAUGUGGUGCGUUGUCGGGGAAGAUAGUGCAGUUGAACAAGAGUCUUUAUGGCUUGAGGCAGGCAUCUAGGGAGUGGUACGCGUUGCUCAACAAGUGUCUUCUGGANGACUAG
This is a messenger RNA of Ectocarpus sp. CCAP 1310/34, 531 nucleotides long. The record is from the annotation of a GenBank genome assembly. Lineage: Eukaryota; Phaeophyceae; Ectocarpales; Ectocarpaceae.